AUGCAAGCACGUGGUACACCGGUGUCACCGAUGAAGGGUAUACCCAUUCUCUUGCUCGCAGGCGAAACAGUGAGCGAAGAAGACGAUGCCUUCGUUCACUGGGUGCACUAUGUGCGUCGCCUCAGCAACAUUUUUGCUUUAAGGGCUAGUGCCCAUGCGGCUAAUGUGCGUCUUGAAUGCAAGCUUCGGUAUGAUUAUGCCAAGAUUAAGGCCAGAGGCCGAUUGCGCAAGCGCACGCGCUAUGCUUCGGCUACUAAGGUAGCCGCGAGUGCUGGUCAGUAUGUGGCCAACAACCCGCCAACCCGCACCACUAGUGGCGGGGAACGGCUUCGGCCUCGAGAUGACCAUGGCCACGAUGCUCAAAAGCCUCCAAAGCAUAUGGGCAGUCUUGCCGAAGGGGUACCUCAAAUUCCCAUGAUCUCUCAACAUGAAAUUGACGACACCCAUGCUCAUCGAGCAAAGUCGGUGGCGGCCGGUUUACCGGUGGAGGCCCACGAGAAAUUGGUUCUCGAAGUGGAGGGUCUUCAAGAGGCCUUGGGUAAGUCCCAGUGCAUGCUGGAUGCGAUACAAAGUCGCCUUCAGGCGAUGGAGCAAGCUCAGACUCGGAGCGAGGCUCAGUUGGACUUGCUGAUUCGUCUACAGCAAUCCGGGGCAGUGCCCUUGUCGUCGGCGCAAGCACCUCCAAGUUCACAUGGGAAGGAUCCCGGUACGGCUUAA
Messenger RNA from Peronospora matthiolae, 717 nucleotides. The record is from the annotation of a GenBank genome assembly. NCBI's taxonomy places the organism in Eukaryota, Oomycota, Peronosporomycetes, Peronosporales, Peronosporaceae.